AUGCCAAGCCUCUCUGAAUAUAUAAGAGAAACCCUUCAAGAACAAUUUCAGAGUUACCGAGAAGAAGCAGAAGAAAAAGAUUUCACCCAGCUCUGUCAGACGGAGACUGAACAACCAUGCUUCUCCCUGCCAUUCACUUCUACGGCUUUCUCCUAGCUUGCAUCUUCACGGAAAGCUACUUGGCUUUCAAGAACGAUGCCACAGAGAUACUUUAUUCACACGUUGCUAAACCUGCUCCAGCGAGCCCAAGCAGCAAUAGCACGUUGAAUCAAGCCAGGAAUGGAGGCAGGCACUACGCCAGCACUGGAGCCGACCGUAACAAUCGUGUUCAAGUUGGCUGUCGGGAACUGCGGUCCACCAAGUACAUUUCAGAUGGCCAGUGCACCAGCAUCAGUCCUCUGAAAGAGCUGGUGUGCGCAGGCGAAUGCCUCCCUUUGCCGCUGCUCCCCAACUGGAUUGGCGGAGGUUAUGGAACCAAGUACUGGAGCAGGCGGAGCUCGCAGGAGUGGAGAUGCGUCAAUGACAAAACUCGCACCCAGAGGAUCCAGCUUCAGUGCCAGGAUGGAAGUAUAAGAACCUACAAAAUAACUGUGGUCACGGCCUGCAAGUGCAAGCGAUACACCAGGCAGCACAACGAGUCCAGCCACAACUUUGAGGGAACCUCUCAAGCAAAGCCUAUCCAGCAUCACAAAGAGAGAAAAAGAGCCAGUAAAUCCAGCAAACACAGUACAAGUUAG
This is a messenger RNA of Rhea pennata, 737 nucleotides long. It is a transcript of the gene SOSTDC1, whose product is annotated as sclerostin domain containing 1. The coding region runs from base 117 to 737 and encodes 206 amino acids. Lineage: Eukaryota; Metazoa; Chordata; Aves; Rheiformes; Rheidae. The transcript has 2 exons. The record is from RefSeq and is a predicted model, not a curated record. Gene Ontology annotation, molecular function: BMP binding. Gene Ontology annotation, biological process: negative regulation of Wnt signaling pathway; negative regulation of BMP signaling pathway.